Entrophospora sp. SA101 is the source of this 843-nucleotide messenger RNA. NCBI's taxonomy places the organism in Eukaryota, Fungi, Glomeromycota, Glomeromycetes, Entrophosporales, Entrophosporaceae. The record is from the annotation of a GenBank genome assembly.
AUGCCUGCAACUCAAAUCGAUGAUUUAAAUCAUCAUAAUCCAAUUUCAAAUGAUUUACCAACAAUUCCAUUAGUGUGUUUCGAUGUGACUCAUGAUCCAAUCGCUAAAAUUGAACGUAGUCUACGUGUAUCUAUUGCAAAUAUUGAUCAAAACGAUGAUCCAAAUCUUGUCAUUCAACAAUUAACCAACAACAUUUCUAAUCUAAAACUGCCAAAGAAAUGGGGAACAAUAGACACUACUACUCUGUAUUAUCGUAUAGGUACUUGGAAAGAUUCUCUACAUCAUGAUUUAAAAAAUGAAAUAUCUUAUAAAUCGUUUUGGGAUGAAUUUUCAAAGAGAAAAUCGGAAGUCCAAUUAAUUGUAUACACUAGACAACCUGCUAUAAAUACACCACUUACUCCAAGAAAAAGCCCGCCAAGAUUACAACAAAUUCCAGGUCUUGAUUAUAAUUCAGUAACUAUUAGAUCACCAAAUAGAACAUACAAACAGAACAUAGCAAUCACUGAUAAAACAACUUUUUCUUCACUUUUAGCCUUUGCAAUUAAGAAACCACCUCCACCAGGUAAACAAUUUGUUCUACAAAGUGCUGACGGAGAAUUAGAAUAUAUGCCCGAGGAUCCGGUUAGGAAAGUAAUCCAUGGUACACUUCAUGCUGAUGUUGUGGUAAAAAUGGAAGAUAUUAACGAACGCUAUGUAGCAAAAUCAUUACAACAUUCUGGUUUUGCUAGAACAUUUAGGAAAUAUCUUGAUAAUCAUGAUAAAAGAAUGAUAGUUGAGCAUGUUCUUUAUGAAAAUGGAAUAGGAUUAUUAGAUGAUAUUGACUCUUACCUCGAGAUUAUUUGA